ACUUUAAACUGAAGAUUGGAUUGAUUAGUAGGUUUAGAAUUUAAAUUCUAAAAGAACCAGGGGCCUAAAAUAGAUUUUAUAUUUGUCAAUUUAUAUGUAUCUCCUCCCGCUCGUCUGCCUUUGUUCUGGACAAAAUGACGGCAGCGGUAACAUGAAGCAUGAACUUGAUUCGCUCUCAUCUCCUCCCCUCAUCGAAACCCUCUCACAUUCAAAUUCUCAUCAAUUUCUUCUCAUCAAAACCCAGGAAUCUCCAUUCAAAUCCGAACACCCUCACUCUCAACCAAAAUCUCUCCGCUCUCGUACGCCAAGGCAAUUUCGGUGAAGCCCGCAACCUGUUCGAUGAAAUGCCUGAAAGAAACCUCAUCACCUAUUCCACCAUGAUCAACCUCUAUAUAAAGAAUGGUGACCUUCUCAAAGCAGAAUCCCUCUACACCCAAUUGCCCAAAUCGAAUGUAGUCGUUGACUCCGUGAUGAUCGAUGGGUUAUCGAAGGCGGGUCGAAUUGACGAUGCCCAGAGGCUAUUUGAUUCAAUGAGCUCAAGAAAUGUGUUCUCGUGGACUAGUUUGUUGUCUGGGUACUGUCGAAUUGGGGAGAUUUCGAAGGCGAGGGAGAUUUUCGAUCGAAUGCCCGAUAAAAAUGUGUACUCGUGGAACACGAUGGUGUUGGGUUAUGCAAGAAAUGGGCAACUGGGUGAAGCUUUGGAGAUGUUCGAUCGAAUGCCUGAGAGAAAUGUUGUGUCGUGGACAGCGAUGGUUAGGGUUUUGGCUGAGAGUGGGAGAAUUGAUGAGGCCCGUGAGAUGUUUGAUAGAAUGCCACAUAGGAACUUGUACUCUUGGAACGUGAUGAUUUCUGGGUAUCUGGGUGCGGAGAAGCCGAAAGAAGCAGUUGAGUUGUUUGAAUCGAUGACUGAGAGGAAUGUGGUUUCUUGGACGACAAUGGUCACUGGGCUGGCACGGAACGGGUCCAUAGAGAGAGCACGAGAUAUCUUUGACCGCAUGCCAAGAAAGGACGUUGCAUCAUGGAACGCGAUGAUUACUGUGUACGGAGAGAAAGGGCUCAUGGUGGAUGCCCGUGAGUUGUUCGACUCGAUGAAAGAGAGGAAUGUAGUAACGUGGAAUGCAAUGAUUGAUAGCUAUGCGAAAAAUGGAUUUCAAAACGAAGCAGUAGAACUCCUCAUUCUCAUGCUUCGCUCGCCGGCAAAGCCAAACGAGACUACUCUAACUAGCGUCUUAGUCGCACUAGAGAAUGCCCUUGAAAUCAUGGUGAUUCAUGGGCUAGCCAAAUCGCUUGGUUUCGACUCAGACACAUCUCUCACAAACGCUCUAGUCACUAUGUACUCGAGGAGCGGCGAUCUGAGCUCAGCUCGUCUCGCCUUUGAGGAUCUCGAAGCUAAGGACAUUGUGUCAUGGACUUCGAUGAUCCUAGCUUACUCUUAUCAUGGCCAAGGCCACCAUGCAUUGCAAACAUUCGCGAGAAUGUUGAGACGCGGAGCGGUACCCGAUAGCACAACAUUCAUAGGGGUGCUAUCAGCUUGUAGCCAUUGCGGGCUCGUUGAAAAGGGGCAAAGGUUUUUUGAGUCCAUGGACCGAGCAUACAAAUUGAAACCUCGAGCUGAGCACUACUCCUGCCUUGUCGAUCUACUCGGCAAAGCAGGGAGAUUUGACGAGGCAAAUGCUGUCGUCAGCAGAAUGGCCCCUGAGGACCGAGAUGGAGGAGUGUUGGUUGCGUUGCUGGGGGCGUGCAGGGCGCACCAACCUGCACACAAUGAGAUCAGUUUGGCGAGCGAAAUAGGAGAGGAGUUGAUGAGGAGAGAGGAGGCAGGGUCGGGGGUGUAUGCGUUGUUGGCGAACAUGUACGCGUCGAGGGGGGAGUGGGGGGAGGCGGCGAGGGUGAGGAGGAGGAUGAGGGAGAGGAGGGGAGAAGGUGGCGGGGAGGUGGCGGGGGUGAGUAGUGUUGAGGUGGGGCGGAGUAGUCAUGUUUUCUAUGUUGGGGAUAGGGUGCAUCCUCGGGUCGAUGAGGUGUAUGGUUUGAUUGAUGAGGUGCUUGUGCCUCAGAUGAGGGGCGUAGGGGACUUCGAAUUCAUCAAGUGCUCGCAUGCUUGAGAAUGGUAAUACAGAGGCCUGUUUGAACUCGCGAUGAUACACAGCAUCGCUUAGUCACAGGCUAUUCCACUUACGUGUUUUGUAAAGCUUUGUCCUUUGCGGUGGAGAUAGUAGGAGGAAAAGACCAUAGAUUUUAUGUUUAUGCUAAGGGGUGUUUAUGCUAAGGGGGUGUUUGGUUGCAUUGUUUUUGAGAAAUAUUUUCUCAAAAGUACUGACACAUUGCAUUUAUGUAAUUAAGAGUUUUCUAUACAUUUCUAUAAACUGUG
Molecule: messenger RNA, 2368 nt
Organism: Asparagus officinalis (garden asparagus)
Lineage: Eukaryota; Viridiplantae; Streptophyta; Magnoliopsida; Asparagales; Asparagaceae
Product: pentatricopeptide repeat-containing protein At4g02750-like
Biological process (GO): RNA modification
Molecular function (GO): RNA binding; protein binding
Source: RefSeq, a predicted model, not a curated record